Molecule: messenger RNA, 2126 nt
Organism: Leguminivora glycinivorella
Lineage: Eukaryota; Metazoa; Arthropoda; Insecta; Lepidoptera; Tortricidae
Product: probable pseudouridine-5'-phosphatase
Exons: 9
Coding region: 118-1059 (313 amino acids)
Molecular function (GO): phosphatase activity
Source: RefSeq, a predicted model, not a curated record
UUAUCGAAAAUUCCAGUUUUCUCAGCAGAUUAACAAUUACUACCUAAAAACAACAGUUCCCCGGGCAAAGAUGAACAAUGUCCUGGCAAAAUUUCGCUGUACGGCCGCUCGCCUGCAAUGAUCCCGAUCCCGGCGAAGUUUUACUGCACCAGGAAAUUUAAGAAAGUCACCCACUGCCUGUUCGACCUGGACGGGACUGUACUUGAUUCCGAAGUCGUCUACCAGAGAGCAAUCCGGUCAAUCUGCGAAAAAUAUGGAAAAACAUACUCCAAGGAGGUGGAAGUCGAUUGCUACGGUGCCACGGACCGCGACCUGUCGGAAACGAUCGUACAGCGCGUGCUGCUGCCGAUUUCCGUGGACGAUUUCGAGCACCAACUCACGGACCUCGUCGGGAAAGAUGUUGCCAACGCUCCCUUGCAGCCUGGUGCCGAGCGUCUACUAACACAUCUGUAUGACUCAAAAGUCCCCAUAGCACUGGCUACUAACAGCACUGAACGAUCAGUCAGAAUCGCAGCACAAGCUAGACCGAAACUUUUUGCUCUCUUCAAUCAUAAGGUCUGCGCUACAGAUCCCGAAGUGGACCGAGGCAAGCCGAACCCUGACAUCUACCUGGUCGCUGCCAGCCGCUUCCCGACCAAACCCAAGCCAGCACAGUGUAUAGUGUUCGAAGAUUCUGAAAUCGGAGUAAAAGCGGCUGUAGCAGCGGGCAUGCAGGUAGUAAUGGUUCCGGACCGACGCUUGGAUCGGCAGAAGACACGCGAAGCGACAGUAGUCCUACGAUCUCUCCGCGACUUCAAACCAGAAGAGUUCGGUCUCCCCCCCUUCCCCGAAACCCCCGCCAAGGGCAAACCCGCCUCCGCCCGCAUCGAACGAGACGAGACAAGACGAGACGACAAGUCGGAAAACAUUGAAACUAAGAAAGAUAAGCCUAUUAAACCUACUGGUCAACUUGUUGAAAACAUGGCAAGGACUUCCAAAAUGUCUAAAUUGAGGGCCCAGAUGUCGGCCUUGAUGGACAAGAAAGUUUUAGCUGCUACCAGUUCGGUGGCGACUAGGUAAAAAGAUUUUGGUAAAGCGUUUGACAAGGUGGAGCAUUGGCUUAUACUUCUGUAGGUCGUAUAAAUCUCCUUCGGAUAAAACUAUGCAACUCACUUUUAAUGGACAAGCAAAUUUUAGCUUCGGUGGGGAGUGUGGCGACUAGGUAAACAGAUUUUGGUAAAGCGUGCGACAAGGUGGAGCAUUCGCUUCUACUGCAGAUACUUUAGGACUUCCAAAGUGUAGAAACUGAGGGCUCAAAUAUCAAUGCUGAUGGACAAUGAACUAAUAGGUCCUACCAGUUCGGUGGCGGCUUUGUGAAGAGAUUUUAGUAAAGCGUUUGACUAGGUGGAGCAUUGGCUUAUACUGUAUAUACUUUCUGUUGGUUGUGGUAAUCUCCUUCGGAUGAAACUAUACACUCGGCGCGGCUUGUUGAAAACAUCGCCAGGACUUCCAAAUUGAAGGAUCAAAUGUUAAUGCUAAUGGACAAGAAACUAAUAGGUCCUACUAGUUCGGUGGCGACUAGGUGAAAAAAUUUUGGUAAAGCGUUUGAUGAAGUGAAGCACCAGAUUGUACUGUAAAAAGGAUUAAGUGAAAGAUUUGGUAAAGGGUUUGACAAUGUAGAGCAUUGGCCCUCCUUCAGCAGAAUGUAUAAAUUGCUCUUAAAAACAAAUUAUUAAUGCCAGCAAGUUUUAAGACCAUCAGAGUAGAUAUCAUAUGUAAUAACUCUGUGUAAAAUUGAGACUUUUCCAUAAAUAUUUUUUUCUAAAUACAUAUUAAUGUCGCUCAAGAUUCCGUUUAAAAAAUAAUCAUUGUUUGUUUUCAAAAUCUAAAAGUCUCUUUCGUCAGGUCCUUUUAAAACUUUCCGUCUAGAAAUAUGUCAAUAAAAUAAAAUAAGAAUCUAAUAAAAUUGAUUAUUUACGGUUUUAAAAGCUAGUUCCCCUGAUAUGUGAAAAACAAGCAUUAAACUAGUUAAAUAUACAACGUGUGUAUUCCAUACGGGCGUAUAUCUUAAUAACGAUUAGUAUCGGACCCAAGGAGCCUAACUACAUGUUUUCUUUUUCAAUAGACGAGAUUUUUCAUACAUAAUA